UGGUCAUGAAAUCGACAGUAGCUCCAACACGAGGAGGACGGCAGCAAUUAGUUUCGUAUGAAGAAAUUAGAAACGAUUAUAAUGCAUUUUUAGAGACGUACGAGAAGCCUACACAGAUAUAUAGAUACUUGAGGAGGAGGCAUUCCGUGUCGCCUGUCUUCUUGCAUCGAAAUCUAAUAUACAUGGCCAAGUUAAAAAAGAAGAGACACAUCAAAAGGAAGGACUUCAGUACUUUAUUUCUAAACGAAAUGGUGUGUGCAAGUGCCCCACCUCCGACCCCUGUCCCAAGAGUUUCGGGAUCGCUCAAGAUUACAUUUGAAGGAUUCUACGAGGCACACGAUGGCAGCCAAGAAGACAGUGCAAGGAAGACGUCGAGUAAGGAAAUCUCCGUUGACUCAUUUCUCUUCCGAGUUGGUUACAAACACGGAAAGGCCGCGAUUCCACAAUUCCGAGAGAUUCCACUUGGUCGGAGGCAAGUGGCGUGUAUAAGCAAAGCUACUGUUGAUGAUACGUCCAGUGGUGGUCUUACAUUAGCGUCGUUGACUGUACCGUAUGACAUGCUGUUUCACCAAGAGAAUGAUUAUUCUUGUGGAACGUUGGUUGACUACAAACUCGUGUUGCGUGUGAAUCAAGGAGGUAACAGCCAGAGUGCGUAUUCUAAGAAAGUCGUUGCUCCUCUUCAGAUCAUCGGGCAGCAGCCGGGGAUCAACUACGACGAACUGGAAUGGGAUUCGAGCUCGAGUUGUAGCAAUGGUGACGGGACGGAGGAAAAAUCGGAUCUUGUUGGUUUGCAAUCUCUGGUUGCUCAGCUGCCGAUGUCAGAUUCGAGUCACAAGCUGUUGAUGCCGAGUGGUCGUUACGAAGUUGCAAUGUGUCCUAACAUGUCUGAUUCAUCGCGUAGACACGAAAGCGGCCAGCAUUUGACAUGGGAAAGCUCAUCGUCUAUGACUACUGACUUGUGCAGACAACUCCACUCCCAUCCAGUUUUAGUCCUGUCAGUACUAUGGGAGAGCGGAGAUCCAUUAUACUUGCCCAGUCCUUCUGUCAUGCCAACUGGCAAAUGGGAAAUGCCAAAAUGGGCACUGGACCACUACCCAAAGAAAUAUGGAUGGACUGCUAAACGUGGGCAAGUUCUUCCUCGUACAAACGAAUCACUCGUUCCACAUCAGAUCGUAUUUCACUAUUUGUAUUACGGGAACCUGAGACAGACAGAGACGAGACACAAUCUCAAUUGUCCAUUGUGUGACGUGAAGUGCCCGAUGCUGUAUAGCCUGCUGAAGCACCUCCAAUUGUGUCAUUUCCAGUUCACGUUUACAUACAUGCUUGAAUGCAAGGUACACCAAGUUGAGGUGAAAUUGAACACGAAUUAUCAAUGUACAGAUGAGAUCCAGAAGAAUGUGUUCGUCUGCAGACCAGUCAGGAACAAGCCAAGCAUGACAGAGUUCAUGGCCUCGUCGGAUGCUACUACAGCGAAAGGCUCGAGCAUAUUUGCCACCCCUCAUGGCAGGAUGUGCUAUCACUCAGCUACGAGUAUGCCCAUACACGUUAACGAACUAGAUGAUGACAGCGAGGAAGAACUCGACCCAGAAUGGAUGCACAGCAAGAUGGAAAUGAUGAUUGAUGAGUUCACUGAUGUGAAUGAUGGUGAGAAGGCAUUUAUGAAGCUAUGGAACAAACAUGCAAUGAAAAUCAAUCCUUAUGCUGAUCGACAUGUGCCGUUCAUUUGCCGGGACUUUGUUCUCAAGUAUGCACAGACGAUCAAGGAACGAAACCUGACAAGAAAUUUAGCUCUGCAUCUAGCCAGUGCAUGCGAUUUCCACUUGAUAUCACCACGUGACGUACUAGAAUGCAUGCAGAUUGUACACAACGUUCAACAACAGUCAUCAACUUAA
Messenger RNA from Corticium candelabrum, 1892 nucleotides. Its product is annotated as polycomb protein suz12-like. Gene Ontology annotation, cellular component: RSC-type complex; nucleus; ESC/E(Z) complex. The record is from RefSeq and is a predicted model, not a curated record. Lineage: Eukaryota; Metazoa; Porifera; Homoscleromorpha; Homosclerophorida; Plakinidae. The transcript has 13 exons. Bases 6 to 1892 code for a protein of 628 amino acids. Gene Ontology annotation, molecular function: chromatin DNA binding.